Exophiala oligosperma is the source of this 381-nucleotide messenger RNA. RefSeq lists its product as uncharacterized. Bases 1 to 381 code for a protein of 126 amino acids. The transcript has a single exon. The record is from RefSeq and is a predicted model, not a curated record. NCBI's taxonomy places the organism in Eukaryota, Fungi, Ascomycota, Eurotiomycetes, Chaetothyriales, Herpotrichiellaceae.
AUGUGGCCACUUGGAGGGAAAUUUGUUGGUGAUGGAGGAUUCUGCCAGUAUUACCAUCUUACCAAACCGACCCCCCAUCAGGCCCCUCUCUUUGAGCGUAUUGGCGUGGCCAUGUACUGCUGUGAGGAAUCAGUCAAGCUACGCUACUUGUGCGCGGAGAUCCUCGAGGCAGUCUAUCAGCACGACGACAAGUUGCUUGUUUAUGUCAACUGGCCACAGACCCACCGGCUGACAGAGUGCUUUCUGAAUAAUCUCGGCAUCCGCAACUACUCACUCACCACCGGUCUAAAGACCGGUGAAAAGGACGGCAUGAAUCGGGAAUUUAACGACAAACCAAGUGCAAUUUGCCCCCCCAGCGGUCUGAAAGACACCCCAAGUUAG